CAUGCGAUUGCACUCCUGUCUUCGUUGGCAAUCUCUUUGUUUUGGGUGGGUCCGGAAGCACAGUCUUGAAUACACCCGGUCGAUCUCCUGUGGCAAUGAUCGACUGGCAUACCGAGAUCAUGUUCCUGGCUGCAUUGAUGUCUCGAUCCCACAGCGUAUGGCAGCUUGCACAGCUCCGGACAAAGUGUGGUUUCUCGAUAUCAAGAUGCUCGGGUGACUCGAGUCGCUUGGCUUCCCGACAAUGUGAGCACACCUGCGAUGUGCUGAACUCGUUCACCGAGCACACAUGGAUCUUGGAGACGGAUCGGUCUGGUGGGCGUCUCUGGUGGUGGUGGAACUGCUCGAAAUACUUGGCAAACCUGAGUCUCCGUGGGCUGGAUGCGUAUCCCUUCCCCUGUUUCCAGGAUGCAUUCCCAAAGGCAAUCACCACUUCGGUCUCCUUUGGUGCCUGGUCGAUGACUCGCUUGCACAUCUCGUGGACGGUGCGCUGUCGCUUGCUGUGGAGAUCGGGUCGCUUGAAUCGCCGUCGCCGGGUCAGGCUGAAGUACAGCUGUUUGUCCAGCAUGUCUCCAUCGAACACAUGGCGAAUGUAUUGCAGGAAGGGAUCCAACCCAGGGAUCUUGGGACUUGGUGUGGUGCUCAUCCAUUGCUGCAGACCAAGGAUCUUGUGGGUGCUCUGGAUCCACUUGGUCGCCUGGCUGGUGUCUUUCGCUUGAGGGGAGCCAUCUGGCGAGAAAAUAGCGACGAUGGCUGGUUCUGCCCUUGGGGAAGAAAGAAUCUCCUCAAAACCGGCGCAUUUUGGGCUGGCAGAGAUACUGCACAGUGGCGUCCUC
This is a messenger RNA of Polychytrium aggregatum, 833 nucleotides long. RefSeq lists its product as uncharacterized. Bases 96 to 716 code for a protein of 206 amino acids. The transcript has a single exon. The record is from RefSeq and is a predicted model, not a curated record. NCBI's taxonomy places the organism in Eukaryota, Fungi, Chytridiomycota, Chytridiomycetes, Polychytriales.